AAAAUCGACGACCUCGAGGUGCUCUUUCCCUACAAUUACAUCUACCCGGAGCAGUUCAGCUACAUGUGCCAGCUGAAAAAGUGCCUCGACGCGCGGGGCCACGGCGUCCUGGAGAUGCCCUCGGGCACCGGAAAGACGAUCUCCCUGCUCGCUCUGAUCGUCGCCUACCAGCUGAAGCACCCGCUGAAGCUGAAGAAGCUGAUCUACUGCUCGCGAACCAUCCCGGAGAUUGAGAAGGUGGUGGAGGAGCUGCACAAGCUGAACAACUACAUCGCCGAGGAGAAUGGCGGCACGGAAAGCGGCAUCGUCGGCCUCUGUCUUACCUCGCGGAAGAACCUCUGCAUUCACCCACUGGCCAGUCGACAGAAGGACGGCAAGGCGGUGGACGGGAUGUGCUACAGUAUGACGGCUUCGCAUAAGAGGGCGAAGAACAGAGGCACUUCGAGAAACGGAAACGGAGAAGAAGGGGGAGACAUAGAAAGUGCAGGUGAAUCUCGGGACCUCGAAAAUUGCUGCACCUUCUACGAGCGCUUCGAAGAGGACGGCGGCGGCGAAUCGACCCUGCCCGCCGGCAUCUACAACAUCGACGACCUGAAGGCCUACGGCCGCCAGAAGGGCUGGUGCCCCUACUUCGCCGCCCGCCAGGCCCUUUCCUACGCGAACAUCGUCGUCUACAGCUACUACUACCUGCUCGACCCGAAGAUCGCCGAGCUGGUGAGCAAGGAGCUGACGAAGAACUCGGUGGUGGUCUUCGACGAGGCGCACAACAUCGACAACGUCUGCAUCGAGUCGAUGAGCGUCACCAUCAACCGCCGCCUGCUCGACAAGUGCUCCGCCAACAUUGACCAGCUGGAGACGGCCGUGGCGGGCAUCAAGUCGGCGGACGCCUCCAAGCUGGAGGCGGAGUACCACCGCCUGGUGGAGGGCCUCUACGAGGCGUCGCAGGCGAAGAAAGCGGACCUCUUCCUCGCCAACCCCGUCCUCCCGGCGGACAUCCUCACCGAAGCCGUGCCUGGAAACAUCCGCACCGCCGAGCACUUUAUCCGCUUUCUGAAGUACCUGCUGGAGUACGUCAAGUCGCGGCUGCGUGUGCAGCACGUCACCACGGAGAGUCCGGCCGCCUUCCUCAAGCACAUCUACGACCGAAUGGCCAUUGAGCGGAAGCCGCUCCGGUUCUGCGCCGAGCGCCUCCGCUCGAUGAUCCGGACGCUGGAGGUGAACAACAUCACCGACUUUACGCCGCUGACGCUGCUGUGCAACUUUGCCACGCUGGUCAGCACCUACCUUCGAGGUUUUACGCUCAUCAUUGAGCCCUUUGAGGAUCGGACGCCGAAUGUGCCCAAUCCGGUGCUGCACUUUAGCUGCCUCGAUGCGAGCAUCGCCAUCAAGCCCAUCUUUGAGCGCUUUCAAACGGUGGUGAUCACCUCGGGCACGCUCAGUCCGCUGGAGAUGUACCCUAAGAUGCUCGACUUCACGCCCGUAGUGGCGGCCACCUUCACAAUGACCCUCAGCCGGCAGUGCAUCCUCCCGCUCAUAGUCACGAAGGGCAACGACCAGGUGCCGAUGACGUCGAAGUUUGAGUCCCGAAACGACGCCUCCGUCAUCCGCAACUACGGCGCCCUGCUGGUGGAGCUCUCCGCCGUGGUGCCGGAUGGCAUCGUCUGCUUCUUCACCAGCUACCUCUACAUGGAGCAGAUCAUCGCCAGCUGGUACGAGCAGGGCAUCAUCGACUCGGUGCAGAAGAACAAGCUGCUCUUCAUUGAGACGCAGGACGCCGCGGAGACCAGUCUGGCGCUGUACAACUACGUCAAGGCCUGUGAGAAUGGCCGAGGGGCGGUCCUCCUCUCGGUGGCCCGCGGCAAGGUCAGCGAGGGCAUCGACUUUGACCACCACCUGGGGCGGUGUGUGGUGAUGUUCGGCAUCCCGUACGUGUACACGCAGUCCCGUAUACUGAAGGCCCGGCUGGAGUACCUGGCUGAGCACUACCAGGUCCGGGAGAAUGACUUUCUCACCUUUGAUGCGAUGCGCCACGCGGCGCAGUGUGUUGGCCGGGCGGUGCGAGGAAAGACCGACUAUGGCAUUAUGUGCUUUGCUGAUAAGCGUUUUUCCCGUGAUGACAAGAUGCGCAAGCUGCCGAAGUGGAUCCAGGAGAAUAUGAGCAAGGCGGUGCUCAAUCUGAGCAUUGAGGAGGCGGUGCAGAUCUCGAAGAAGUUUCUCCGGCAGAUGGCUCAGCCCUUUUCCAAGGACGACCAGCUAGGGUUGUCGCUGCUCACGCUGGAGCAGCUCAAGGAUGAGACCCGGCAGAAGAAGAUUGCGGCAAAGGUGGAGCUGCUCAAGUAG
This is a messenger RNA of Rhagoletis zephyria (snowberry fruit fly), 2340 nucleotides long. NCBI's taxonomy places the organism in Eukaryota, Metazoa, Arthropoda, Insecta, Diptera, Tephritidae. The record is from RefSeq and is a predicted model, not a curated record.